GUCGUUUCGCCUGGGUCUGUUGUGCAUGGCCGAGAGACAGGAGUCUUUGAGCGGCCAUUGGAAGCACUGGGAGUGCUCUCUGCCUCGGGCUCUUCUUUUGGCGUGCUAGACAGGAGUUGCCAUGUCUCUUGCGUCAUCGCCUUUGAAAGUCUGCAUCGUGGGCUCAGGAAACUGGGGAUCUGCUGUGGCUAAAAUAAUAGGCAAUAAUGCAAAAACACUGCAGAAGUUCGCCUCAACAGUGAAAAUGUGGGUUUUUGAAGAAACCAUUAAUGGAAGAAAACUGACAGAUAUCAUAAAUAAUGACCAUGAGAAUGUAAAAUAUCUCCCUGGGUACAAGCUACCAGAAAAUGUGGUUGCUGUCCCAAAUCUGAAAGAUGCUGUACAAGAUGCAGACUUGUUGGUUUUUGUUAUUCCCCACCAGUUCAUUCAAAAAAUCUGUGAAGAGAUCACUGGGCGUGUAGCCAAGAAAGCUGUUGGUAUAACUCUCAUUAAGGGAAUAGACGAAGGUCCGGAAGGACUCAGACUUAUUUCUGACAUAAUCCGUGAGAAAAUGGGAAUAGAUGUCAGUGUGCUGAUGGGAGCCAACAUUGCCAACGAGGUAGCCGCGGAGAAAUUCUGCGAAACCACAAUAGGCUGUAAAAUUUUGGAGAAUGGCCUCCUCUUCAAAGAACUUCUUCAGACUCCAAACUUCCGAAUAACUGUGGUGGAUGAUGCUGACACAGUUGAACUUUGUGGUGCUCUUAAGAACAUCGUGGCAGUGGGAGCUGGCUUCUGUGAUGGUCUCCGCUGUGGCGAUAACACCAAAGCAGCUGUCAUUAGACUUGGACUAAUGGAAAUGAUUGCGUUUGCCAGGAUCUUCUGCAAGGGGCAGGUGUCCACUGCAACUUUCCUGGAGAGCUGCGGGGUUGCAGAUCUCAUCACGACCUGUUAUGGUGGCCGCAAUCGAAGAGUGGCAGAAGCGUUUGUUAAAACAGGAAAGUCUAUUGAAGAAUUGGAGCAUGAGAUGCUGAAUGGACAAAAGCUUCAAGGGCCACAGACCUCUGCAGAGGUGUAUCGCAUCCUCCAGCAGAAAGGAUUAGUGGAAAAAUUUCCACUAUUUGCUGCCGUUUACCAAAUCUGCUAUGAAGAAAAACCUGUGCAAGACAUGAUCUCCUGUCUCCAGAGUCACCCAGAGCACAUAUAAAACAUGCUUUGCCAUUGUCACAGCUCCUGCCUUCUCAUACUCAUAUGUGAAUUCCAACGCUAAUAAUUUAAGCUUCCUAAGAAGCUAUUCCAGGAAGAAAUCGUAGCAAUAUGAAUGUCUAUGGACUUGAGUAGGUCGUUUUUCUUUGAAAUACUCAUGCAACUCCUAGCACUGUCAUUUCUACUGGCUUUCAGAUAUACAGUGCAGGACUUAUACACUCCUCUAAGUAUAUAGGUAUAUCUCUUCGCACUAUGGGAGAUACUUCAUGUUUUUGAAAUCUUUCCUUUAAUGUUUCAUGAAGGGACCCAACGAGAGCCCACCAGUGAUUAUGGGUGGGGGAGAGAGAUCCUCUUCCUUUGUGGUAAGGAUGAACACCUCUAGGUUCUGGACUACAGUCCCCAUCAACCCCAGCCAACAUGGCCAAUAGUCACUACUGAUGGGAGUUGUAAUCCAACAACAUCUGGAGGGGCAUAGGUUCCCCAGCCUUACUUUUAUGGGAUUUGGAUAUAGCCUUAAAGGUUGACUUGAGGCUCUUUUGCUGAAAUGGGCUGGACAGCCACCUCUCAUGGAUGGUUUAAUUGGUUUUCCUGCACAUUGAAGAGGGUUGGACUAGAUGAUCCUUGCGGUCCCUUCCAAUUCCACAAUUCUAUGAUUCUGUAGUGCACAUCUAGCUUUGAAUCAGGUUUGCAUGCCCCCCCUUUUUAGAUGAACUAACAAACAUUCUAAAGGGAAUCAAUUUGAUAGUAUUUAUUUGUUGAGGGAAGGACACUUUGACUUUAAGCAGAGUUUUUGAACGAGAUUUUAAGAAAUGUUUCCCCCCCCCCUAAAUGUGCUUUAAGUGGGGAGCAAUCUCUUUUUAAGGGGAGUACUGUAGACAGUGAUGUCGCUUAUUUUUAUCCUCUCUCUGGCUUGUUUGAGUUUCUCCUUUUUCUCUUCCUGAGCUUGUGUACCAGGUCAGGGCACUGAUGGUCAUAGCGUUGGUGCUUAGCAUCACACCUUUUACACAACAACAACAACAGGUGGUUUGGGACAUGCAGAUCCAAAGCUGCCCUUAUCCUAGCUGGGUUCAGUCAGAGGUGAUGCCAUGAGCGGGGGGGGGGGGGCAGGGGGGGAAGUUGUGUGAAUGCUCUGUUUUGGCACAUGUAUGUGGCAAGAUUGUGACUCGUCACUCCUUUGAGUAACCCACCUUUUGAAGGAAUUUCCAAAUGGUACUCAGAUGGGCUCCUACUGCUAGUCUGGAGCCAUGUUCGGAUGUUCCAGUAAUGGUCAGUACUGGGGGAUGGGGAGGGGUGUCCCUGUGGUUUUAUCGCUUUAGUUAUUUGUCCACUCCUGGAAUUGCAUUAAAAAGGGCCAGAAGAGAAUCAUUCCCCUGCUCUCCCUUUCCACAAGAAGGUUCCUACAUUGCUGGGGUUGGGGGGACGGGACUCAGGACCUAUAGUCCAAUCUUAUGCAUGUCUACUCAGAAGUAAGCCCUAUUGAAUUCCAUGGGACUUACUGUCAGGUAAGUCUGUACAGGGUUGCAGCUCUUGUGGUUUCAUAGUUCUUUAUGCCAGCACUAAGUGUGGUUCUGAUCCACAAGCUGACAUUUCUGGUAUUGCGCCUUCCAGCACUCGAAGGGUUGCAUUAUUGUAGGUAACCCACUAGGGGCUGCUCAGAUUACCGCACACUAAGGAAUGUGUUGGGAAUUCCCAUUAGCGCAUGAUUGUAUCAUUCAGUGAACUACAUUAAAUUGAUAACUGUGCUUUUUUUCAGUGCCUGUUAUGACUGCUGUUUGGUUACCUUUUGAAAUCUGCUUAAUGGUAUCCCAUUGCCUUGAAAUAGAAGUUUCUAGAACCUAUUCCUAGUCUAAGCUGCCUUCAUUUCUGUGGUGUCUUAAAACAAGGGUGGCCAAUAUGUGACUCACAGGCAACAUGCUCAAAUACAUACACUGGCCUAUUGUGUAGCCCACACUGCCCCAUUACCAUUGCUAAAUUUGCUCAGUGGCAGGGAAAAAAGUGGUAACUUUCGUUGAAAACAAAACUUGUGGGGAGCGUGCAGCUUGAUUUCAAGCAAAAUCACCACCAAACUUUGGCAGCAAGGGGGGGGUAGAGGUUUGACCCCCCCCCCCAGUGGGUCCAGGAGGCAGUGUGACCCCUUGACCCCCUAGAAAUUGCCCACCCUUGUCUUAAAGGAAUUAAAGAAUGAGUUUAAGGAUCUGAAACACGGGGUUACCUCUUUAUGAUGAAGGAAAGAUACCUGUAUCUUUUGAAAAACUGAGUUAUAAAUAUUUAGAUUAAGACUAUUUGAUGAUUGAACAGUCUGGAGAUGAAUGCAACUGUGUAAAGUAACAGCAGUUUAUCCUGUGCUGAUACAGGCAUUCCCUAUUAUUUAUUAAAUUUAUAUCUCACCUUUCCUCCAAGGAGGUGUAAGUGGUGUAUAUGGUUCUUCCUCCCUCUUUAAGUUAUCCUCACAACAAGCCUGUGAGGUAAGUUAGGCUGAAAGAUAGUCAUUGGCCCAAGGUUACCCAGUGAACUUCAUGGCUGAGUGGCUGGAUUUGAACCUGGGUCUCCCCAGUCCUUGUCUGGGGAUUGGGUUUGAGCAUUAUACUCUUUUGUCUUAAGUAUUCAAAAUGCAGGUCCUAUAUGACCCAUGAGCAACCUAGAAUACAUUUUUAUUCUAGGAUGGUCCUGUUCUAAAUUCAAAUUCCCAAGUGAAUUAUUGUGCAAUUUGGAUCAUGGUUAAACCUUGUGAAUGAGGAUUGCUUCCCCCUUAUGAUUUUUUUUUAAAGUGUAGGUUUUGUGUAGAUAUGGACCAUGGAGUUCUUUGUGGGUGGCAAUUGCAUUUACAUGCAUUUGCUAUUUGUAUGUGGAUUUCACACUGUUUUCUAUACAUGCUUUUUGCAUAAGGGAAGAAUAACGUGGGAAGCCGCCUUCAGAACAGUAGCUUUGUGUAUGUCAUGGGGGUGUGGCUGUGCCCCUCCAGAUGUUAGACUACAACUCCCAUCAGCCCUGCCAGCAUGGUUAAUAUAUAUGGAUGAUGGGCAUUGUAGUCCUGCCAGCCCAGUAGGGAAGCUUGGAGGGCCACAGGUUUCUCCUCCUGGAAAGUUGCUUCACUGUAGCAAUGGGAUUUCAAAAACUCUGAAUGUGUUUUGAUUCUCUGCACCAGUGAGAAAUGUGAAAGCAGCAGCCCUCAAUUUUAUGGGAUACAUUUUUUGUGUUACUCUCUUGAUUUCAUGUUCUGUUGACUAAUGAUGGUCUAGACUUGAAUGUAAUGGGCCAGCAUGAGAUUUGUUUAAAAUCUAAGGACAGCACCUUUGAUAGAGCAGCUAAGCCAGCCAUUUAUAAGGUAUGUUGGGAACAGAAAACACACACUCCUCUUUAUGGUAUAUAAAGUCUGCUGGGACUAAUAUGAAAUUCCGACCCUGCUUUUAAUAAUUAAUAUUCCAGUUUAAUAAUGCCUUUAUUUUUAACAUGCAAUAUGUAUAACCAUUUACUCUCUGUGUAACACGUAAAGGGCUAUGUAAAUGUGGUAAGUUACAUGAACUGUUGAAUCACUUACAAUGAUUUACUACGCAUAAUGAAAUGAAGACUCCCCCACCCCCUGUAAAGCCAUUUGGCUUUUGAAAUCUGAUGGCCGUAUUACUGAAUGAUUUCUCCACUCAUUGUUUUUAUUUUUUCAAUAAAACAUAGGAUUCUGUUUU
Elgaria multicarinata webbii is the source of this 4862-nucleotide messenger RNA. RefSeq names its product glycerol-3-phosphate dehydrogenase 1 like (gene GPD1L). Lineage: Eukaryota; Metazoa; Chordata; Lepidosauria; Squamata; Anguidae. Gene Ontology annotation, molecular function: glycerol-3-phosphate dehydrogenase [NAD(P)+] activity; NAD binding; protein homodimerization activity. The record is from RefSeq and is a predicted model, not a curated record. Bases 122 to 1183 code for a protein of 353 amino acids. The transcript has 8 exons. Gene Ontology annotation, cellular component: cytosol; glycerol-3-phosphate dehydrogenase (FAD) complex. Gene Ontology annotation, biological process: carbohydrate metabolic process; glycerol-3-phosphate catabolic process.